GUAAAAACUACUCCCAAGCAUACCUGAAAUGCGUUAACUACCAAAAUCACAUCUCUUUCACUUCCCCUUCCUAAUUUUUCCCUCCCUCAAAAGCGCAAAUUAGCACUUUCCCGCCCUGCAACACUACCAUAUCCUCCGACCGGGAAAUGGUUCAUCCGGUGGAAGACGCCGACGAGCGGAGCCCCUUCGGCUCUCUUACGGAGGACGAGUUCUACACUCACCAUUCUGUGAGUCACGGCUCCGAGUUCAUCGCCAAUUCCAGAGGCCUUAAGCUGUUCACUCAGUGGUGGAUCCCUCUCGCUCCGGUCAAGCCAAUCGGAAUCGUCGCCGUCGUUCAUGGCUUCACCGGCGAAUCUAGCUGGCUAGUUCAACUUACCGCCGUGCAUUUUACCAAAGCCGGAUUUAUCACUUGCGCUAUCGAUCAUCAAGGCCAUGGAUUCUCCGACGGCCUUCAGUAUCACAUACCUGACAUUAAUCCCGUUGUUGACGACUGUAUUACGUUCUUUGACGCGUUUCGUGAGCGUCACGCGCCGUCGUUGCCUUCCUUCCUCUACUCCGAGUCGCUCGGCGGUGCGCUUGCUCUUCUGAUAACGCUCCGUCAGAAAUCGACGACCCAGGGCUUGCGAUCGUGGAACGGUGUCGUUCUGAACGGCGCCAUGUGCGGAAUCAGCGCCAAGUUCAAACCGCCAUGGCCACUGGAGCACUUUCUGUCCCUAGCCGCCGCUCUGAUUCCGACUUGGCGCGUGGUUCCCACCCGCGGAUCUAUACCAGAGGUAUCCUUCAAAGUCGAUUGGAAGCGGAAGCUUGCGAUGGCGAGUCCUCGACGUGUGGCGGCGCGUCCUCGCGCUGCGACGGCACAGGAACUUAUGAGAGUGUGCAGAGAGUUGCAGGAGAGGUUCAACGAGGUGGAGGUUCCUCUACUGAUAACGCAUGGCGGCGGCGAUGUGAUCUGCGAUCCGGCGUGCGUGGAGGAGCUGUACCGACGCGCCGCCAGUAGGGACAAGACGCUUAAGAUAUAUCCAGGUAUGUGGCACCAAUUGAUUGGAGAACCUAGAGAGAAUGUGGAGCUUGUUUUUGGGGAUAUGGUUGAGUGGCUCCGAAGUAGGGCCACCGUAGAUGCCUCUACAACGGCGGCCGGAGGGGAGUGAGCCGCCGUCGAGAAAUCUGCAAACAGCCUUAAUUAUUUCGGUUGAGUUCCAUUGCAAGUUUGAUUAGGAUGAAUUCUACAAAUCUUUUAUUUAUUUUUAAUUUUCUUUAAACUAAACAGGUGAUGACAUUAUUUUAA
Cucurbita maxima (winter squash) is the source of this 1285-nucleotide messenger RNA. RefSeq names its product caffeoylshikimate esterase-like. The transcript has a single exon. Bases 147 to 1148 code for a protein of 333 amino acids. Gene Ontology annotation, molecular function: lipase activity. Lineage: Eukaryota; Viridiplantae; Streptophyta; Magnoliopsida; Cucurbitales; Cucurbitaceae. Gene Ontology annotation, cellular component: membrane. The record is from RefSeq and is a predicted model, not a curated record.